GCAGAACCUGUCACUGUUGAGCCGUGAAAUCGAAGCGAAAGCUGACGUCAUCGUUAGCCAGGGAUCGUUAGUAGGGCACGGCAGAACGGUCCGGGGAGAUUCGUGCCGUCUGACCCCUGUUGUCGCAGACACACACACGCACAGCGCUCUCGCCUCCCUUGGUAAGACGAAUCAGCUGGCAUGAAUGCAUUCACUUGUAAGUUCUCUGGCUCUCGUCGUCUGCAGGUGUUCUAGUCAGCACAGAUGAGCAGUCAUCGCGGCCCUCCCCGGCCACAGAACCGCCCUCCCGCGUCACAGUCCUUCCAGCACCUCUACCAGCAUGCCCGCCCCGGCAGAGCUCGACCGCCGGCUUUAAUCCCACGCACGUCCCAGCAACGUGCAGGAGCCAUGAUAUCGGCCAACGUCAAGAGCGAGCCCACAGACAACCACAUGCCCCCUGCCCCGCCGCCCAGGCCGACGCAGCCCGCACCGAAGGCGCCAUACCGUCACCCCAGCGGCACACAGCCGGGUGGAGCUGGUGUUGGUGGGCAGAAUCAGCCCUCCCAACAGCAGCACCGCCACAACCAGCAGCAGCAGCAGCAACAGACGGCUGCAAGCCAGGGGUAUGCGCCGCCGCCCAGACAGCCCAAUAACAGUGCUGCCGGCCGGCCCCCUGCUCCUCCCUCUGGGACCUUUGUUGGCACCCAGCAGCAGCAGCAGCAGCGAGGCGCCAGCCUCACGGCAAAGCUUCCCAUGCAGAAUGGCACAGAGGCCGUCGAUGGCAAGCCGGAGGUCAAGACCACCACAGCAGUGGUGCAGCGUGACGACAAGAAGGGCAGUGGAGUGGGGGUGGGUACCGGUCUCACAGCCCCAUUCAUGGCCCGUAGUGGCGAGCAAGAGAUCACCUUCAGUGAGCUAGAGGCGGCGUUCCGCCCUUUGGUGUGGCCGCCCGACCCCAUCGUGGCCAACAACAUCCGGCUGGUGCUGCGGCAGCUGGUCGACGCUUCCCACAACCGGCGCAAGAUGAAUAGUGAGGACCAGAAGGCCAAGGCCGCCCCCCACCACCCCCACCCCCACCCACACAUGGACAGAGAAGACAAGAAACGGGAGCACCAGAACCUCACCCACUUGCGCAGCUUCCUCUCCGAGCGGCUGAUGGUGGCCGACCUGGCGGGCAUCGCGGCCAUCACCCGCGCCCUGGCGUCGUUCCGCCACCUGGGGGGACGGCUGACGGCCCUGCUGCUCAUCAGCAAGGCGCCAGUGGCCCGGGGGGGCGCCUUCAUCGACUUCACAUCGACCAUCAGCUCGCAGAUGUCGGCCGCCAGCGGCGUGUCCAUGGCAAGCCAGGCCAGCGGCGGCAGCAUAGGCGGCGGUAGCGGGGGUAUGGGGCCAGUUAUGGUCACGGGUCUGCUGCGGCAGCUGAUCGAGGCCGUCGGCAGCCACCACGACCUCUCAGAGCUCCAGACGCCCUCGCCGAGGCCGACGGGGGCGCCGCAGAACAACACCCGUGACGUCGAGCUCAUGCCGCCCCCACCCAUCCCUCUGCAAUUCCUCAAACGACCAGCAGCACCAGCGGCAGCAGCACCAGCGGCAGCAGCGGCAGCCACCACCACCACCACCACGGCAGACACAGGCAUGUCGCUGGUGCCGUACAGUGAGAUGAUGGGAGGGGGAGGGGGGCAGCGGGCCAGCGGCAGCACCACCCGUGGCAGCUCUCCCGUCAUGACUGUGACCAACGACCUGGCGUCACUCGAGGCCAUCUUCGCCGACCUGGCCCUGCUGUGCGGCGACCUUGCGCGUGCUGGCCACGAGCCGAGUGUGGUGGCCCUGCUCGACGCGCCAUUCAUCGCCAAGUGGCUCUCCCCGGCCACCAAGAUGGCCGUCCGCGGUCCCGCCCCCCGCCCCGCCAUGACCGCCACACACAAGGGCUACCCCGGCACCAGCUACUGGCAUGUGCGUGUGCAGCUGAUGAAGCUCUUCAACCACGUGUGGGGCCACUGCAAGAAGCAGACCGACAAGGUGGAGGCGCCCGAGCCGGCCAUUGUGCUGACGGCCAUGGCGCAGUGGAUGUCGCCGUCAUUUGCAGAGUGGGCCGAGGGCAACCCGCAGUGGGCAGUGGGACCGACGCCGGCAAAUAGCCGAAACCACCGGGAGGGUGUGGAAGGGGCGGCAGUGGCCAAGGCGAUCGACGCCAUGCGGGAGGCCGCCUUGGCGGCCUGUCUGCGAGCCAUCCGGCUCACCAACGUCCCCUCUGCCAUCCUCAAGCGGACCCCCCCGCCGAUUCACAACGGAGAGCGCCCCCCCACCAUCCUGCAGACACUCGUGGGCACGCUGAGAGACGAGCUGGAGCGACUCGAGGACGCGUGUGGCGGCGGGGAGCCCAUGAGCGACAUGGACGACACCGCCACCCACUCGGAGUCCAUGGUCCGGCACUGCCUGGAGGGUCUCGGCCUAUGGGCGUCGGACAUCCUCGAGCCGCAGUUCCGCCAGGACAGCACCGAGGGCAGCAGGAGGAGGGCGGGGGCCGGCAGCGAGAAGGACAAGUGUCGGCUGGAGGACCUGGGCGAGAUGGUGGUCGACCUGGACCGCAUUGUGGGGCUGGCCACGGACCACUUGGGCGAGGAACGGCUCCUGGCUGAGAUGCGCUCCCAUGUGCUGCUGCUGGUGAGGGUGCUGGAGCAAGACGCUACAACGGGCGAUGGAGGCGAUGACAUGGACACAUCUUAGUUAGUGGGGGUCAAGAGGCAGCGAGCGGUGCCAUUGAUACAAUGAGGUGCGUGCGCAGGGUGGGAGGAGAGAGGGGGACGCGACGCGCACCUUACAAUUACUGACGUGUGUGUGUGUGUGUGUGUGUUUGUGCAGGUAGAACGGUGAUGUUGAGGUGUGUAGCUAUACUACACAUAGCUUGUGCAGAUCGAUGCAGACGGCAUUCCUGUUGGUUGCCCCGUCCGUUGUGUGUGAUUUGGUGGUGUGUGCUGUGUGAGCCGGCCUCAAUGCAGCGUGUGCACUGCCAUGUCCGACGGAUCGGGUACACACACCGGAUUGCUUGCUGCAAUGGGUGGACAGGCCUGACCAUCAAUUGUCUUCUCUCAUUGCAUGGCGUGAAUGAAUGCACACACCGCCG
Messenger RNA from Vitrella brassicaformis, 3103 nucleotides. Lineage: Eukaryota; Vitrellaceae. The record is from the annotation of a GenBank genome assembly.